This is a messenger RNA of Adineta ricciae, 5376 nucleotides long. The record is from the annotation of a GenBank genome assembly. Lineage: Eukaryota; Metazoa; Rotifera; Eurotatoria; Adinetida; Adinetidae.
AUGAACAUAUCAUCAUCGUCUUCAUCAAUGAAUAGAACAAGCGAAUUCCAACCAAAUGCUUCGACACCGACGGGUGCCACGCUGAGACUAACUAUUGAAUAUCGAAUUCGUCCGACACCUUCAGGUCGUUUCAUAGAAGACCUUUCGAUGGAGAAUACCAUUGAUACAAGAGAAGAAAAAAUUGAAUAUCAUUACAUUGAAGAUCGAGAUAAUCUUCAAUAUGCGUCCACAUUAACAAAAGAUCAUUCGGAACAUUUACCACCGAAACAUCUACCAGUCGAACAACAUCCAAAUCUGGAACGCGCACGUAUAUUAUUAACAUCAGAUGCGCCAGCAAGCAAUACCAAUCAAGAUGAUGAAGUUUUAAUACGUGAUACAAUUGUUCAACAUAUAAGCGAAGACGAAAAAUCGACAUCAAGUGAAGAAGUUGUGUUUGAAGAAUGGAGCGAAGAGUUUCGUUGCCGUCGUACCGAAGUGUAUGAUCAGCAAACACAUAAACUGUUGCGUACAACUAUUGAUGAAACAAGUGAACGUGUUAAAAGUGAUGUUAUCAAAGAGGAAUACAAAGAGAAAAACGAACGCAUCAAAGGACAUAAAAGCUAUGACGUUGUCAAAGAAGUUUAUCGACGUGUACCGGCACACACAGUUGAUCCAAACAAGACAACGAUUGUUAGUACUGUUGAUGAUUCUCAAAGUCAUCUUUACGAGGAAAUAGCACCAGGCCCAUCUUCGGUACGACCAACAACUUCAUCAGCCAAUGAUAAAAGAAUAGUUAUUGAACAUAAACCAGGUAACGAUCAAUGGACAUCAGAAGAUAUCUACACAACCGAAAUUGUUUAUGAUACCAAACUUGCUCGAGAUAUUGAAUCCUCGACUCAUCUCGAUCGCUCCAAUGUGCGAUUUGAUUCGAGAACUCCAACUCCAACACCACCACCACCACCAUCAUCAACCAAUUAUGAUCGUGUUCGUAUGGGGCAAUAUCCACCCAUACCAUCUGCAAAUCAAGCGACCAUAUCAACAGUACCAUCAUCAAAUUAUGACCGUAUAUCUAGCAUUGUAACAACUACUACCACACAUUUACCCGAACGACGUCCUACAGAACGUGAAGAACAUGUUAGUGAGGAGUAUGAAGUCGAAUUCGAACGUCGUCACUUAGAUCGACGUUCGCCGUUCAAUCAACAUCAAACAACAAAUAUUGGUACUCGACAAGGACGCGAUGAAACAUCUGAGGAAGAAGUUUCUGAUCCAUAUGUCAUCACUGGUGGUAAUACAUAUUCUGGAUUAACAGCAAUCGUUGACGAAGCUAGCCAACGACGAAACUCAGAUUGGAGACAAAAACUCAAAGAAGUCUAUACACCAACAUCCGACGACGAACGAUUUGACCAGUUUGGAAAACAAAUCAAUGGCAGUUAUGCAGCACAACGUGUUCUCAUUGUUCCAACGAGUAACCAAGAACAAGUAAACCAUUUGGAAAGAAAGGUACCUGCACAAGACAAAGCAUCUCCCCUACUCCGUCAUGUUAUCAAAGAGAUUCUUGUUUGUCGACCUCGAGGAUCAUCAUCAUCAUCACCAGAAAAAGCACUACACCACCAAAUAUCACAUGAUCCUCUAUUGUUGAAUGAGAUAACAGACGAGAAAGAAUCAGCACUAGAUGCUGAUGAUACUGCUCGUUCACGCGAAACAACAAAGAAAGUGAUUUCAGUUGCACGUACCGAUGAUGAACGACCACAACCUCCAAGACGCUCAUCAUCAUCAUCGUCCAUCAUUGACGAUCGCCGAACUCGAUUUGAACAGCAACAACAAUUCGAUAGUUCAAGUGGUUUUAGUACCAAUGUUAGUGAUAAACCUACAUUUGGUCGCGUAGGUGAACUCAAAACUGCAUUUGAAUCGUCCACAACAACAAGUACAAGAGAUGAUAGUUCAAAAUUCCGAUCAACAACAACACCUGGUCUAAUCGAACAACGUCGACGCCUAUUCGAAGAUCAAGAACAAACCAAUAAAGAAUGGUCACCAACAAAUCGUCGACCGGUUGAUGAGUUUUCAUCAAAUGAACGUCGCAUGAGUGAAACUCAUACUGCACCGUCACGUGUUAGUGCGAUUAAAUCAACAUUGGAAUCAUCAACAACUAAACAACCUGAACCUUUGCCCGUGACUCAUACUAAAGUUGAUGUAACAAUCAAAGAGAAACGAACAAUUUCUUCUGUUGAUUCGGAUGGUAGUGGGGCAUCACCACCUAUUCAUCAAAGCACACCAAAAGUAACGAAACAAAGACUAGAUGACGAUGCUGGGCAUGAAAGCGAAGAUGAACUCAGUGAUCUAACAAAUAAACAAGAGCAACAUCGUCGACAAUCGAAAACACGUCUACGAGACUUCUCACAAAGCACUGCUCAAACAGUUGAUUCGACAUAUCUUAAUCAACGAACAAAACCGUCGUUCAAUGAAACCAAUAUGGAAAGUAUUCUUUCGCAUGUACCGGCAAGUAAAGGCAAAGGUCUCCUAAUUGAACUUUCACCACAUAUCUCUCAUGAAUCACCAAUCACAAGCACAACAACGACAAAAGCCGUUCGUGAUACACAUAAGUUGGUGACAGGUUCUGAUUCGGGCAUUUUUGAGUACUCAACAGCAACAAGUCAACAACCACCUGCAGCUUCUUCGUCAUCAUGGCGUAACAAUGUUUCAGUCUCAGUCAAUGAUGAUGCGAAUCGUUCACAAACAGUUCGCGACAGUGGUGUCUAUCUUGACUCAACAGCUACGACAGCUGGCAGUCAACGCUUUGGUCGACGACAACCUUCUGAUACUGAUCAAACAACAAUUCACGGCGGAGAUGAUUCAGUUUCACGCUCAACAUUCCGAUAUGAAACUGAAAUCAUUUCCACUGAUCAGUUGAAUCAACGUCAACCACCACCACCACGUAACGUUCGUCCAACAACUCGUUCACCAAUACCAGAUUACGAAACAAUUGCUAACUACCAUAGUGGAACGGGUUCUCAACGCCGAGUUCCAGUUACAACCGAAUCGCGUACUAUUCGACCAAAACCAUUAAUUGUCGAUGAAAUUGAAACGAUAGAAACAGAAACACGUGUCGAAUGUCAAGUACAACGUACACAUGAAAUCAAAGAGUCAACCACAAAAACCGAGCGAUCAAGCAGUCCGGGGGCAGCGAAAAAGAUCAUUACUACAACAACAACUACGACAACAACAACUGCUGCACCCACGAUCCGCUCACCAGAAAGUUUAUCGGAUGAAAUCAUCCGUACAACAACACCGUCAAAACGAGUCCUACUCAAUGAACGACCUCAAUAUUAUGAUUCGAAUAAAAACUAUGAUUCACCUAUUGCUAUUCGUUCACGACCUGAAUCAACCUAUACACCAACAAAAGAAGUUCGCCAACAAACUCAAACCUAUCGUGAAAGUGGUAUUCAUGAACAUCGUUUGGACUCUCCUCAGUCGGAUGUUAUCUCCUAUCCCUUACCACCCUCGUCAUUCAUACAACAAGGCGAAUCCGGACGUGUGGAAGAAACUUGGUUUAAACCAAUUCAACAUGAUCGUUCACAGGAUAGUCAACGUCAAAGUCCAUCGUCUCGAUCAAACAUUCGUACAUUGAGUGCUGGUCCACGUGCCGUUGAAGUAACCUCAUUGAGUCCACAGAAUCAAGUCACAUUCGGUAAAUACUCUCCAAAUCAAAUUAUUGCCAUUGUUCGUGUACCUGAACUGUCCAAUGGCAACAAUAAUGCUCGACCUAGUCCACCGAUACGACAUGGAACAAGCGAACCUGAACUGUACGUGCGAGCCAAACAAGAAGCAGCAGAAGAACAGCAGCAACAACAGCAACGCUCACGUUUACAAUAUCAACGUGUUCAAGCAAGCAGUUAUCGUCCACCAUCGAUCACUCAAGAAUAUCAACAAAGGCAAAGUCGAUCACGCACUGGUCCGUAUGAAAUUACAAAUGAAUAUUCAUCUCCAGUAGGAGCCCAUACACGUUCGUCAUCAUACCAUUCAGCUUUACACGAUCAAGACGGUCAACAGCAACAAGAUCGCGAUGAAUACCCACAUUCUUCUCAGUCCGGAGCAGCGUAUCGUCGUCAAACACAACGUCGUAGUGGCAGUCUGGGUACUCUUCUCGGACCAAAUAUUGAAUUUGAAAUUGAGAUCGAAAAACGUCCACCACAACAACCGGAACAACCAACUGUAGUUUCACUCGAUCAACCUACACGAGCCAUUGUCACCUCAUCAAAAGAUGGCCGAGUGUCUAUUCGAAAUGUCGCUGCACGUCCAGGAAAUACACUUGUGAUCAAUAGUGAUUUUCAUGCAUCCGAUCGCUCAUUGAAUCGUUCAUCUGGCUACUUUAGUUCGGAAGAAUUGCGUUCCCAAGGUCUGAAUACAAAUUACUCGAGCGAUGAACAAUCAAGUGGUGCUGGUGCCAAUCAGAAUCAACAUUCUCAAUCAUCCAACACACCAUCGUCGAUGCACACACGACGUUACAAAAACAAUGAGCAAGGUUUUUCAAAGCUUCCAUCACACUAUCGUCCAAAACAACAGAAUCAUUAUCAACAGUUAAAUACUGAAAAUUUCGAUCAGGUUAAUCGUAUUGUUAAUCGUUAUUCACGACAAUCAAAUACCGCAGCUGGUUUCAACGACGCUAUUGAUCAAAUCGAUGCACUCUACAAUAAUCUUGAUGUUCAAACCAAUGAAGAUUAUAUUAUGGGAAGCAAUCCAGCAACAACAACUCCUCCAUCGACAUACGAUUUCUCCCAGCCAACAUCCGUAACCAACCGUCGUAAAUACUUAUCACAAAAUGCUAAUGAUUAUUCGAAACGUUAUUCCUCAACUGGCUUUCAACAUGUUCCAGCUCAACACGAACAAGAGAUCAUCACAAGUAAUACAAAUUCACGUCAUCUUGUUUCUCCGCCAACAACAUUCAGUUCGGAAAAACGUCAUUAUGAUACACAUCGUGCACUGAGUGAUAACGAAAACUUGAACAGUGUCAAUGAACACAAUCGUCGAUGGGGUUCAACAUCAUUAAAUGAUCUUGUUAUGGCAACACCAAUACGACCUUCUCAAUCAUUAUCAUCAUCAGGUAUCUUAGCUGACUAUGCUACACCUGGCUCUGUCAGUCCAAAUUCCGGUUUUGGAUCAACGCAAAAUGUUAUCCUGCAACAAAAUCGUUUGAAUGCACAAUCACAAAUCGUGCAACGUAAUCGAACGUCAGUCAAACAAAUGAAACAAAAGAGUGCAGCAAAGAAACGAACGGGAAGCAAUCAGGGGCAAUAUAGCGAUGAAGAAGAUGAUAAUGAUUCUCUUGGUGAUCAUGAUUCACCACUGUCGGAUACUGGCCGUCCACAACCACCAACUCGAUCAUCUAAUCGUCAACAAUAA